AUGGCAACGUUAAAAGACAUUUUAAAAAAUAUUUCGACCGUAGUUAACUCAUCAAAUGCAAACGUUCAACCUAUAAUAGAUUCGAUUGAAAAUUUUAUAACGACACAAGAAUCUAACGUCGAACAACAAAAAGCUGAUAAAAUUAAAAAAAUUUCUUCAGAAUUACUUCAAUUAUAUAAUACUAUAAAAGAUUUUCCAAAUAAAUUUUGUAGUUUUCUAAAAUGUUUAAAAGCUUUAUUACCCAUAUUAGGACCUGAUAUUAUAAUAUCUGAUUGGUGGAAUAGUGUAUUAAUUCAUGUAUUACAUUCACCUUUACAACCAAAGGAUAUUGUAGAACAAGUAAAAGGAUUAGUUAAAGAUGUAUUAACAUGUGAAACCGAUAAGGUUAAGGAAUUUAGAAAGGAAAUACUUGAAUUAUAUUUAAAAGAAUCUAGUAGUGUAGGGAUAGCUGCUGGAGGAGAUGAUGGAACAGUAGGAGAACAGACUCAUGCAUUUUGGUGUCGUAAUUUAGAUAGUUUAUUGAGAGAAUUUGGUGCUGUUGAAACAAAGGAAUUUUUUAUUUUAUUAAAUUCAUAUUUUGUUCAAAGUACUUAUAGGCUACAAGUCUUAACAUUAUUUGGUGAAUUUAUAAGAAAACAGAAUUUACAUAUUCAUCAAAUAUUAGAGACUCCACUUCUUGAUUCUUUAUUAACCUCACUUCAGCGGGAUACAUCCACAACUUUGAUUUCCCUUUCACUAACUACUUUAAUUAUGUUAUUACCUCAUAUAUGUAUAUCUGUUACUACUUAUCUUCCUGGACUGUAUAUUAUAUUUAGCAGGAUUAUAUGUUGGGAUAAACAUAUUUCGAGACCCGUUGAUUUUCCUGAUGAGAUUGUGGAAAGUGAUGACGACGACGACGAUGAUGAUGAUGAUCAAAAAACAUCAGAAAAGUUGAAUGUUGUAGAUUGGAAUCGAUGUGAUUCGACUUUUGAUAAUGCACCAUCAAGUCCACCAAGUUGUAAGCAACUUUUUACAUUUUUGUAUGGAAUGUUUCCAUGUAAUACUGUAAAAUUUUUAAAAGAUCCUUCUGGUUGGAUUAAAGAGAUGAAUAAUGUUCCUUUAAUUGAAAAAUUUGAUGAUGAUAUUAUAAGAGCGAGAAGUAUGUCAUUAUUACGAAUUCAUACACUUCACCCAAAUCUUAUAAUGAGCGAUUCAGAGAAAGAACUUUCAGAUACAUCAAGAUGGAUGAAACUUGAACCUGCUGAUGUAGUUGCCGAAUGCGUUAGUUAUGAUAUGGAGAAUGCUUCUUCUAAUUCAAAUAAUUCAAAUGAAUUGGAAAAUCUAACUAAAAUAGUGUUAGAAGAAGCUGAUACUAAAAUAAUUGAAAAGAAAACUCAAAAAGCAAGACGUCCUUCACAAGCAAUUUCUAUACAUGAAAUUAUGGAUGUUCAUCAGGCUCUUAAAAGUGGUGCUGAUAUUGUUGUAGGGGAUGAUCCUUGGGCAUCCAGGAUAAUAUCAUAUUCAAAUUUUCUAACUGUUAAUCAUCCUACUUCGCCACCUGAAAAUGAAUCACCACCGACUACAAACACUACAAACACGCAAGCGAGUGUGGCAUAUUUACAACGUGAAAUAAUGCUUUUGAGGAAUGAAUUAAAUUUUGAACUUUAUCUUAAACAACAACAUCUUCAACAUAUUGGUAGAUUACAUCGUGAUCAUAUAUUAGAUAGUACAGUUGAAGCUGAAAGACAAAAUUUAUAUAAUACAUGUAAAAUAUUAAAAUCACAAUUAUCACAAACUCAAGCCGCGUUUGAUAGACAAAAAACUGAAACUGCUAAUACAAAAAAGAAACACGUUCAAUGGGAGAAUGAAUUAAAUAAUAAAUUGAAACAAUAUAAAAACGAGAAAAAAGAAUGGAAGAGUGUUUUAGAUAAAUUAGAACAAGAAUUAAGCGAAUCUAAGCUUGUAAUAGACGCGCAAAAUAAACAAAUCGAGGUGUUAAGUGCGAAAUGUUUCUCACUUGAGAAUCAAAUCAAAUUACAUGAGCCCCAACUUCAAAAAUUAACAGAGUACGAACACACCAUUGAUCAAUUGACAAAACAACUUAUGUUAUGGGAAGCUGAUACGAUAAAAUUUCAAGAACAAAAAAGAUUAAUGGAGACUUUAGUAGGGAAUUGGCAUAAAAUGGAAAUGAUGUUGAAAUCUGGAGAACAUGAGAUUCAACAAUUAAGUUCCACCAUUAGUUCGCAAUCUCUUGUUAUUGAUGAUCUAAAAAUUCAAUUGGAGAAUUCUACAAAAAACAUAGAAAGACCUGAAAAAGCGUUGGAAAAACAAAUGAUGAUAUGGUCAUUUGAAAGAGAUAAGAGGGAUAAAGAAUUCAAAAAGUUGGAAACUCAAUUUGAUGAAGUUAAAAAGCAUAACGAAGAAUUACAGUCACGUAUUAUAGAAUUACUGGCUAAAAUUGAAUCACUCACUCCACCUAAGAUACCUAAGAUCGAAAAUAAAAUAAGCGAAGAAUUGAGCGAAAAAGUGAGUAAAGAGGUUAACGAAGAAGUGAGCGAAGAAGUAAACGAAAAAGUGAGUGGAGAAGUUAGCGAAGAAUUAAGUGAAAAAGCGAGUGAAGAAGUUAGCGAAGAAGUGAUCGAAAAAGUGAGUGAAAAAGUUAACGAAGAAUUGAUCGAAAAAGUGAGUGAAGAAGUUAGCGAGGAAGCGAGCGAAAAAGUGAAUGAAGAAGUUAGCGAGGAAGCGAGCGAAAAAGUGAAUGAAGAAGUUAGCGAAAAAGUGAGCGAAAAAGUGAGUGAAGAAGUGAGUGGACUCAGUGGAGAAGCGAGUGAAGAAGCGAGUGAAAAAGUGGAUGAAGUGAGUGGAAAAGCGAGUGAAAAAGUGGAUGAAGUGAGUGGAGAAGCGAGUGAAAAAGUAGAUGAAGUGAGUGGAGAAGCGAGUGAAAAAGUGGAUGAAGUGAGUGGAGAAGCGAGUGGAGAAGUGAGUGAAAAAGUAAACGAAAAGUGA
This is a messenger RNA of Rhizophagus irregularis DAOM 181602=DAOM 197198, 2985 nucleotides long. RefSeq lists its product as uncharacterized. Gene Ontology annotation, biological process: regulation of cell cycle; negative regulation of TOR signaling. NCBI's taxonomy places the organism in Eukaryota, Fungi, Glomeromycota, Glomeromycetes, Glomerales, Glomeraceae. Gene Ontology annotation, cellular component: TSC1-TSC2 complex. The record is from RefSeq and is a predicted model, not a curated record.